This is a messenger RNA of Rotaria socialis, 1803 nucleotides long. The record is from the annotation of a GenBank genome assembly. Lineage: Eukaryota; Metazoa; Rotifera; Eurotatoria; Philodinida; Philodinidae.
AUGAGCAGAACAAAUCCCAACCCAACCAUUACAACAUCAACAGUAUCAUUAAAUGCCAUACAGCCAAGACGUCGUACGGCUCAAAAUUAUUUGGUUAUCUGGGUAGAUGGGAACAUUGACAAGAACAGCGAAGACUGCCGGAAUACGCUGGCACAAUUGCGCGCAGUGGUAAGUGAAGUGAAACUGUGCACGACACCUGAAUACUGUGUCGAGUUCCUCAAUGAAAUGGAUGAGGGGAAAGCUUUCAUCAUCUCAUCUGGUGCUUUAGGACAAAGUUUUGUAAAUAACAUUCACGGUAUGUCUAAAGUGAAUGCCAUUUAUAUUUUUUGUGGCAACAAGGCGCGCCAUGAGCUGUGGGCAAAAGAAUGGCAAAAGAUUCGAGGUGUUUUCACCUCAAUCAAACCAAUAUGUGAAUCGCUCAAAGAGGUCGCCCAUGAGUGCGAUCAUAAUUCAAUUCCGAUGAACUUCGUUCCGAAGCGAUGCACUCCAGAUGCAGCAUUCAACGAGCAAAAGCUUAAUCAGUUACCACCAGCUUACAUGUACUCGGUGGUUUUCAAGGAUAUUCUAUUAGAAAUCGAUGAUGAUGACACUAAAUCUAUGAACACCUUGGUGAAAUUUUGUCAACAACAAAAUAUUCCUGACGCAGAAAUAAAUGAAUUUAAGCGUAAAUACCAUCAGAAAUCAUCGGUCUGGUGGUAUACAUGUGGAAAUUUUCUCUAUUGUAUGCUUAAUCGUGGGUUACGUUCCCUUGAUCUAGAGGUAAUGACAAAAUUAGGUUUUUUUAUUCGACAUCUACAUCGUCAACUGGAACAGUUGCACCAAAAACAGUUGGUAAAUUUCCAGCAAAUAUUUACCGUUUAUCAUGGUCAGGGGCUCAGUCAACAAGACUUUCAGAAUCUAGUUGAUAUGAAAGAUGGUCUGCUUCCGUUCAAUAAUUUCCUAUCAACUAAUAUGAAAAAAAACGUGGCAUUGAAAAUUGUUGAACUUGCUAUGCAAGAAAAUCCAUAUACUGUUGGUGUUAUUUUUAUUAUGACAAUAGAUCCAAGUAAAAUAUCAACUUCAAGCACUCCAUUUGCAAUGAUCGAUGAGUGUAGCGCUUCUCCAGAAAAAAAACAAAUACUUUUUACGAUGCACACCGUUUUUCGUGUCGUUGAAAUUAAACAGACGCCUAAAAAUAGUCGUCUUUGGGAAGUACAAUUGGCUAUUACUGAUGAGAGGGAUUCGCAGCUUUCUGCACUUACCAAUCGUACCAAAGAGGAAAUUCAAGGCUCUAAUAGAUGGCAACGAAUGUGUAAAUUGAUGCUCAAAGUGGGACAUUUCGAUCAAGCUGAAAAACGUUACAGCGAAUUACUCGAGAAUUUUGCCAAUGGCAGUGAUAGAGCACAUAUCUAUCACCAACUUGGAUGGUUGAAAAACGAUCAAGGUAAAUACGAAAAAGCAGUUAAGUUCUACAAAAAGCAUCUUCGAAUCAAGCGGAAAACUCUUUCAGAAGAUGAUGCUUCUUUGGCUAAUACUUAUAACAGCAUUGCUGGAGUGUAUGACAACAUGGAAGAAUAUUCUAAAGCACUUGAAUUUUACCAAAAAUCACUGAAAAUAAGUGAAAAGACUAUGCCUCCGAAUCAUCCCGAUCUGGCUACUUCUUACAGCAACAUCGGUCUAGUGUAUAAAAAGAUGGAUAAAUACUCGAAAGCACUUUCCUAUCUAGAAAAGGCGCUGAUUAUUUUACGAAAGUCACUUCCUUCCACACAUCCUAGUAUCAAGAACACGAUGGCUGGUAUAGAAGAAGUGAAAAAGAAGUUGUAA